Molecule: messenger RNA, 5249 nt
Organism: Pieris napi
Lineage: Eukaryota; Metazoa; Arthropoda; Insecta; Lepidoptera; Pieridae
Product: monocarboxylate transporter 9-like
Exons: 5
Coding region: 488-2743 (751 amino acids)
Biological process (GO): transmembrane transport; monocarboxylic acid transport
Molecular function (GO): monocarboxylic acid transmembrane transporter activity
Source: RefSeq, a predicted model, not a curated record
GUUCGUUUGCAUCAUUAAUCAUUUCACAUUUUGCUUCGUGUUCGCUGUACCAGUUACCAAUGUGUUUCAAUUUAUUUACCUAGAUACAGAAAGUAGAAACUAGAAAGUAAACAUAAAUUUAGUCUUUUGAAAUAAAAGCGUUCUCAUUUUAAUAUUUACAUAUCUCGUACAUAAUAAAAUUAAGAAUAUAUACCUCGAUACAAAUAAAUAAGCAAUAGUUACGUUAAUCGAAACAAGUGCCUGAACGUAUAGAAUAAUUAUUCUUUUGUUAUUCUAUUUGAAAUAGUCUUUCUAUAAGAUUAAUUAAGUGUUACGCGUUUUAACUAGUAUUGCAAUGGUCCGAGCUGUUUUCUAGCAUUGUCCAGUGGUGUGAAACAAUUUGCAUGAGGUCGCGACGGCGCUGUGGUUACAUACGCAUGGAAGCCCGGCGGACUGCUGACCCCGCGCUGCACACGUUGCGCGCGCAGUUUCGCCGAGCGUUGCCGGAAUGGACCGCGCACGCCUCUCGCCGUCGCCGGAUCGCGAGAAUCAUAGGCCGAUCCAAGGACGAUCCAGCGGAACCAUCGACACGGCCAUUGCGCCCACGGAGGCCUUAAACGACCCAGAGACUCCGCGGCCCACGCCGCGCGCGUUGCCUUGUAUACCCGAGGGUGAGCCCUUGCUCCGCGACCCGCUCAGUGUCAGUGAAGUGCCGCGAAAAAAUGGACGAUUGCUCCAUGUCAAAUUCGAUACGCAAUCUCCGCCCGCGCCAGAGUCUCUUACCGGCUCAUCUUCCAGCUCAAGUUCCGAUGAUGAAGACGUCUCCAUCACAGAAGCGCGUCCGCCAGAUGGGGGCUGGGGAUGGGUCGUCGUGUUUGCCUCAUUCAUGGUUAAUCUCAUCGCUGACGGCAUUACGUUCAGUUUCGGAGUUUUCCUUCCAUAUUUUCAGGACUACUUUGACGAGGGCAAGGGAAAAACUGCAUGGAUCGGCGGGAUUUUCAUGGCGAUGCCACUAUUAUCCGGCCCCAUUGCUAGUUUUCUGACGGAUAGAUAUGGUUGUCGACGUAUGACCAUUUUUGGAUCUAUUCUCGCAGCAAUAGGAUUUGUAAUCUCAGCAUUUGUAGACAAUAUUGAAACAUUAUUUUUGACCUUUGGUAUUAUGGCCGGCUUUGGAUUAAGUUUAUGUUACGUGGCGGCAGUAGUGAUAGUUGCAUACUAUUUUGAAAAGAAACGAUCUUUAGCUACCGGUAUAUCACUCUGCGGUAGUGGGAUUGGUACUUUUAUAUUUGCCCCAUUAACAUACAUAUUACUCGAUGAGUAUGGUUGGCAGGGAACAACACUCAUACUUGCCGGAUUGUUCUUAAAUAUGGCAGUAUGUGGAUUGCUGUUCCGAGAUCUUCCGUGGACAGCAACAAUGAACGAAGAGAGGGCAAAAGAACGAAAGAGACGAAGGGAAAGAAAACGGAAUAAACGCUACGAAUCAUCUGCAGAUAGCUUGUCUGACAGUAAAAGCAGCGCAGCAGGAUCAGGCAAAAUAGGAGAUAAUCCAGAUAUUGAAGCUGUAACAGCAACGAUUGUACCACAAUUUAGUUCGCUGGUUGAUCUACCCACCUUUAUGACCGGCGAUGAAGGUGUUCCCUUGGAAAUAUUUGAAAUGAUGUCAAACCGCGGCAGAGCUUACGCGAUUUUAGCCCAGAAUUACCCAGGCGUGAUGUUGCCGUCUAGAAGUUUUAGUGACAGCGGUCGUCUUAACGAACAAUAUCCGCAUAAAGCGAUUUUGUCGCCUGGUUGUACCUCACCGGGACCAAUGUCUCCUAAUACUGUAACAGCCACAAAUGCAUCACAAGCACCUAUAAAUGAUAAAGCAGCUUUAUCGUUAUGGUUAAAAAGGCAGGGAACUGGUACCACAAAGAAACCACCAGCGUUUUUGAAAGAUUUGAGGAUACACAGACACUCUUUAACGUAUAGAGGCGCUAUGCUUAACAUAAACCGAUAUAGGCUAAGAGCUUCGUCGUGUCCUAAUAUAUUUAGAAAUUCUAUGACCACCAUUGCUAAAGAAAAGCUGCAGUGGUACGCUGGUCUCUGGGACUUUUGGGAUCUCGUUGUGGACGUCCUGGACUUCUCUCACUUCCUGAACCCGGCGUUCCUUGUAUUUGCGAUCUCCAAUUUUCUUCUAUACAUGUGGUAUGAUGUGCCGUACAUGUAUACGUCGGAUUACGCGCAAAGCAUUGGCUUCAACGCGUCAGAGUCAGCCAUGCUGAUAUCUAUCAUCGGGAUCCUCAAUAUGAUUGGCGAAAUCUUGCUUGGCUGGGUUGGCGACUGGGAGUCCGUGAACCCAAGCAUAGUAUACGCUGGAUGUAUGGUCCUAUGUGGAGCUGUGACCCUCAUAAUGCCACUACUGACCUCAUACAUAUCAAUGGCAGCGGUGUCCGGAGCGUUCGGAGCGUUUAUAGCAGCCAACUAUUCGUUAACCAGUAUUAUACUGGUAGAGCAAAUUACGCUUGAGAAAUUUACUAAUGCCUAUGGAUUGUUGCUGUUAAUACAGGGUGUCGCAAAUCUUGUAGGCCCAUCGUUUGCUGGCUGGGUGAUCGAUAUCAGAGGCUCCUACGAUCUCUCUUUUUACUUAGCGGGUGUGUUCAUCGGCAUCUCGGGAUUAGUUCUUCUCGUCUUACCAGUGUACCAACAUGCGAGAAAACGACGUAAGCGACACACGCAAGCGACUAUCAAUGGCGAUGUUAAAGCCAAUGGAAAACUUAUGGCAUAAGUGUGAGAAUUUGAAGUCUUAAAAAUAACAAUUUUUGUCAUCAAAAUAAUUUGUCAGACGGAAUUUAUAAGCGUAAUUAGCUUCCAGUUAUGAUAAGAAGCAAUAAUACGAAUAGUUGAACUAAUUUGUUUGAUCUGGAAAAACAAAGAUAUUGAAUGAUUCAAGAUGAUAUUAAGUCUGAGUUGUACGCUUUAUAAAUUUCUCGCUUUACUCCAAGAGAUAACUCAAGUCAUAAUCUCCAUUUAACGUUAGUCAAACUUCGAGCGGAAACAAAAAAUCAUAGUUCUUGAAACUAGAUUUAAAAGAUCUUCUGGAAAAGGGGCCUACGACCAAAUUUAUUUUUUUGAUCUGUCAAAAGAGACUGUCAAAGACCUAUAUCAAGGGAACUUUUUUCUAGGUCAAAAAAUUAUGUAUGCACGCAAUAUGAAGAGACGCGAAAACAUUUGUACGUGGCUCCAAUAGUGAAAGUUAAAAAGACUACUAAAAGUUGUAUUUGCUAUUUCAAUACAAUUUUUCACUUAACCAAAUAUUUUGUCACUGGUUUUUGACUUCAAAGUAUACAAAGAAAGUAUUUUUUACAAGGAAAACAUGAUUAUAAUUGUCGCCAUUUUGACGCAUAACGAAAUGUGAGAUGUAAUUGAAUUAGAUUUAAGAAGUUAGUUAUUAUAAGAUUAUUAUGGUUCAAAUAUUUAAUAUAUCAAUAGUUUAAACAUUUACUAAUCAAAUAUCUAUCUAUCACUAUCGUAACAUAUUUUACAUAUACUUUUAUAGGAUUCACGCGAUUUGAGAAAAAAAUAUGUCAUCCGUGAGAAGGAUUUAUUAAUUAUAUUAUUAAAUAUGUAUCCUUUACAUAUAUACUCGAAGUGAAUUUUAAUACUUGUCUCAAUAUCAUAACUUGUAUAAUAUUUUCGAAAUUAAUUCCAUUUUCAUUUAUAAUAUCUAAUUCUGUAGCAAAUUUUUAACAAUAUUCAACUGAUAUAAUACCACACAAAUAUAGAAUAAGAAAUUAGACUUGAUUAAUUCAGUCUUCCCACAUACUCCAUAAACAUAUUCUAAAUAUAUUUCAAAUGGCCUUAGAUUCCCGUAGACAUAGACAAUGCUAGAGAUGUAGAUAAUAUUAUUAUAUUAGGUGUAGAUAAUAUUUUUAGAUUGACCUAAUGUUUAUCUGUAUCGGUUGAUUGAUAAGUGAAGGAGAAAAUGUGAACUGUCUGUGGAUGUAAUAAUUACAUGUCGAAAUACAAAUUAUUUUUUCUAUAUCUAAAUAUGAGUUCCAAUUGAUGAGCCGUCGAUUUUUCUAUAUGUGAUGCAUUUGGCAACUGGUAUUUUUCAUAGAAAAAGCUAUGACUCGCAAUUAGUUAAUAUAUUUAAACAGCGUGAGUGAUAGUUACUUAAAUGAACCACAAAAUUGACACUGAUUCCUUAUUUAGGCGGCUGUAAUUUUAAGUAUGUGCUAAGUUCUUGCUUUGUGUGAAGAUGAUCUUGCGAUCUCUGAUUCAAUUAAUAUUGAAACAAGUGCAGUGCGUUUAUAACUGGACUUUUAAUUAAUCAGGUUUUUUAUUAUUUUUAUAUGCGUAUGAAUACGUUGCAUAGUUUGAAGUGUACGUAUUACGUAUACAAUUAUCAAAUUAAGAAUGUUUAUAUUUACACAAAUAUGGCACAGAAAACAAAAAGAUUUUAACACCCAUUCUCAUAGACGUACUAUAGUACUAAAACUGUUUAAUCCUUGUGUCAUUUAGCAAAAUACGUCACUGUUUCCAUGGUUACCAUGUGUUUCCCAAGUAUUGACGUGUAUAGUACGUUUAUUAAGGUAGACACGAUUUUCUAUACAAUAAACUAACAGUGUGCUGUCAUGUAAUGUUAUAAUAAUUAUAAUUUUGAACUUAGUACCCGUUUAACUUGUUAUAUUGUAGUGAUUACAAGUUUCUAAUCAUAAGUGAGAUUUUUCCUGACUUAAUAUAUCUUUGAUCUAGAUUGAUCGCCUGUUCAUAAUAGAAUAAGUGUAAAAUCUAUUUUAUUCUAAAGUUAAUGUUAUAUUGUUGCGAUUUAUAGAGGUUCUAUGUAUUCGUACAUAAGUAUGUAUUUUGAGAGCAAUAAAUAUAUAGGCAGUGAGACUUGAGCACUAAGAAAUAUUAGAGUUAAAAGGGCUAUUUGAUUGUGAAGUUCAACGGUUCACAAAACCACUAAAAUGUUUUACCAUCGUUUACUAAAGUGAAAAUGUAAUCGAAAUUCAAUUUCCUUGUUCGUUACUUUAAUCAAUUCAGAGAAAACCUUAGGAGAUUUUUUUACCAUAUUUCUUUUUAAUGGUCGUCAUUAUUAUCUCUAUGGAGUUUGGAUAAAAAAAGGAAGUUUCACGAUAAAUCGAAUGACUUUACACUGUGGUUUUUAGAUUAUCCAAUACUAUACGACCCAAUAGGUAUAUACAAACUGAGAAAAGCAGACAUGACUUGAUAUGAUUGUGAGAAACGGUAAUAAUUCAAAAAUGGAACGCUACAAAACGAAUCUAUAU